GAGAUCCUUUCCUGCUAGAACACCUUCCCCCCGGGGCUCUGCGAAAGUGGACACUACACCGAGGAUUGCUGCUCACAGAGUGGGCUCUGAUACUAGCAUGUUUGGGGUGUACUGCAUGGAAUAUCCCUAUCCAGUUGUACAGGGUAACCAGGAGCCGACAGCCACUCCUGACACCAUGGUUCAACCAUUUGCUGCUAUUCCUUUCCCUCCACCACCCCAAAACGGUUUGUCUACAGAUUAUGGAAACCAACACACACAGGAAUAUGCCGCUCAAUCCACUGAUCAUGUACUUCCGCUCUAUGGAGGAGGGCAAAGUCAUCCAGAACAUACCACACCAGCCACCAGCACAGCUAGUGCUUCCAACACGACAGACGGAUCACAGACAGAAGGACAACAACCACAAACCCAGAGCACUGAAAGCACGGAAACCAAAGCAACUCCUAAAAGGCUUCACGUUUCCAAUAUACCAUUUCGCUUUAGAGACCCUGAUCUUCGCCAGAUGUUUGGGCAAUUUGGCAAAAUUCUCGACGUAGAAAUAAUAUUUAAUGAAAGAGGAUCCAAGGGUUUUGGUUUUGUAACUUUUGAAACUAGCGCGGAUGCUGACCGGGCCCGGGAGAAAUUGCACAGCACGGUGAUUGAGGGGCGAAAAAUCGAGGUCAACAAUGCGACAGCUCGUGUGAUGACCAAUAAGAAAUCUGUAACACCUUAUGGAAAUGGCUGGAAACUUAGUCCCAUGGUAGGAGCUGUAUAUGGACCAGAACUCUAUGCCGCUGCACCUGGGCUCCAAGCUGACGUCUCUUUGGCCACUGAGGCUGGUGUCUCCCUGCCUGGACCAAGGGGGGUUAACACGUACAUUCCAUUGAUCAUUCCUGGAUUCCCCUACCCCACAGCUGCAGCAGCUGCUACUACAGCAGCUGCCUUUCGAGGGGCACAUUUGAGGGGUCGUGGGAGGACGGUAUAUGGUGCAGUGCGGGCAGUGCCGCCUACUGCUAUACCAACCUACCCUGGACUAGUCUUACAGGAAUCAAUCUUAAACCCUAAGCUACCUCAGGGUGGAUAUGCAGCCUACAGAUACACUCAACCAGCCACUGCUGCCACAGCUGCCGCUGCUGCCGCCGCUGCUGCAACCUACAGCGAUGGAUACGGAAGGGUAUAUACAACUGACCCAUAUCAUGCCUUGGCCCCUGCUACCAGUUACGGAGUGGGAGCUGUGGUAAAGGUUGAAAAGCAUUAACAAGCAGUGCUAUGAGCACAUAGUUUGAGCGAGCUUAUACAGAGGCGGUUACAGCCGAUUUGCUCCGUACUGAAGUGACGUAAACAAUUAUUUCCUAUAAAAUCUGGACAAAACUGCCCGUCUCCCCAUUUGCUGUUUCCCUUUCUCUCAACUUUCAAAGUUCACGAGGCCCGGCUUUUGCAAUACUUACAAUGAAAAUAUCCUCUAGGAAUUUUCAGGCAGCGUAAGAUGGAUGAAAUCAACUGAAAUUAUUGAAAACAAACACAAAAGACAUUUUUUAUACCUCAGCUUACUUUUGAAAUCUGUAUUUUUUAUUUCUGCAUUUAGGAUUUUUUUUGUGUUCAUUUUGUUCCA
Molecule: messenger RNA, 1588 nt
Organism: Nanorana parkeri
Lineage: Eukaryota; Metazoa; Chordata; Amphibia; Anura; Dicroglossidae
Gene: RBFOX2
Product: RNA binding protein, fox-1 homolog 2
Exons: 14
Coding region: 98-1234 (378 amino acids)
Biological process (GO): regulation of alternative mRNA splicing, via spliceosome; nervous system development
Cellular component (GO): nucleus; cytoplasm
Molecular function (GO): mRNA binding
Source: RefSeq, a predicted model, not a curated record